Molecule: messenger RNA, 1059 nt
Organism: Rotaria sordida
Lineage: Eukaryota; Metazoa; Rotifera; Eurotatoria; Philodinida; Philodinidae
Source: the annotation of a GenBank genome assembly
AUGGACGCUGGCAAUGAAACUGGCACUCUAUUUAUACACAAUGAUACAAAUCAAGAUGGAAAUAUUAAUAGAACUGAAUAUGAAUCAACAACUAGUCGAUGCAAUCGAUACAACUAUGGUGGUCAUUAUUACGAUGGUUCAGAACGUACGACUGAUCGAUAUGCUUCAUAUGGAACUACAGCAACAGGUUGUGAAUGGACUAAUGAUACGGCCAUUCAUACAAAUAGUCUAGAAGAAACAAAUGCAUAUCUUAGAAGAUCAACUAGUGAUCUUUUUAUUGAUUCUAGUCCACAAAUGAUUCGACGAACAACAAGUGAAAGUCCAAUAACGCUGGAACAACGAAUUACUGUUCGAUAUCUUCAACCACCACCUGUUCCAGAACCAGGACCACUGAUUAUAAAAGAAGUGCGUCCACGACAACCAUCACCACCUCCACCACUUGUCAUACGCGAACAUACACCACGUCCUUGUACGCCGCCUCCACUUACCUUACGGGAACGGCCACCAACACCGCCACCAGUUAUUCACAGUGAAACAAUUGUUCAAGAAUUAUCUGCUGUGCCUGUUCCACCACGAUCAGUUAUCAUCGAACGUUUUCCGCCUCAUCCGGAAAGACCACGUGAUAUUAUAAUUGAGCGAUGGAUUCCCUAUGGACCUACACCUGAACGCCGUACAAUUGUAGAAUCUGCUCCUGCUCCUAUAGAAUAUCCACGGCCAUUUCAUAACAUUAUCGUUUAUGAAGGUGUUCGAACACGUAUAAUUCGACGAUUUGAAAACCUUGGUGUUACCCAAGAAAAUCCUGAUGCUUAUGUAGCCCGUUAUGGGUCAACACUUUUAAGUCCAGCAGCACUUCUUCAAGAGGCUCGUCAUUUUGGUGUUACAGAAGAUAUAUCUCCUCCGAUGCCAACAUCUUCAAUGUAUACAAUUGCACGCGGAAAUAAUUUUGAUUGUAACUGGUCAGACGGAGUAAUUCGUAGAACCUUUACAUCAUCAGGUGUGUUUACCGAUAUUAGACGUGGCAGACCAAUAUAUAGAACAGGAUUUCGACGAUAUUUUUAA